AUGGCAACUAUACUGGAGAGAUUGAGGGAGCACUUAAAGAAUGGCGAUAAAUUGACUCUGUUAAACAGUGAGGGACAAAAUACCGAGGACAUUACUGAAGCAAUGACGGUACAAACUUCAUCUAGUGACGGCAGUUCUCAAGAUAGUUUUCGGCUUAAUGAAGAAACGGGAAUUGAGAUUGAUGGCUCACUAGUACAAUUGCGAAUAAUCGUUCAUUGUUGGAUGAAUAAAGACUCUAGUGCCGCAAACUAUUUAGCUGACUGUCAGAAUAAGCAAUUAACUAAUGUGUCUUUUCUGCAAAGGACGGAUUUAAUAAAUUGGCUGUCUGGAAACACGGAAUCAUCUCAAUAUUUAAAAGCAUCUGUUCAAAAUGGCGAAACAUCCGAUAUAAUAAACACAGCAGACAAUGGGGGUAAGUCGUCAAUCGAUGGAUUGCCGAACACAGAAUUGACUACUUCAGAAGCUGUUGACAAUGAUAUUGAAGUAUCUGAUCCAUCCGUAGUGGAAACAAUGAAAUAUGAACGUGUAUUACUGGAUCAUAACUCUGCAUUGCGCGGUGCUAAACCGAUCAACUUUGGCUAUCUAAUAAAAGAUGCAGAAUUAAAAUUGGUUCAAUCGAUUAAAGGAUCUUUGCGUGGAUCUAAAUUGCCUUCUGGUCAUAAGGGAGUUCACAGCCGUAUUUCUAAAACAAAUGAUUCGCCUGGUGGUCCUCGCAAGGACCCAAUCAUUUUGAUUCCUUCAGCUGCAUCAUCAAUCUUAACUGUUGCAAAUAUCAAACAGUUUUUGGUGGAGUCAAAAUAUAUGAAUCCUCGGGAUUUGCCAUCAGCACCAAAUGGAUUGGUAAACAUAGAGAAAAAAUUUGAACGUAUAUCGAGACCAAUCAGGUUCAUCAUAGUCGAUAACACAAGAAUGUUUACUAAGCCAGAAUAUUGGGACAGAGUUGUCGCUAUCUUUACCACGGGCCAUACGUGGCAAUUCAAUAAUUACCAAUGGAAUACACCACAAGAGUUAUUUCAACGUUGCAAGGGCUAUUAUUUCCAUUUCACUGGUGACUCUGUGCCACAACACGUGCAGCAAUGGAAUGUAGAAAAAGUCGAACUUGAUAAAAAUAAAAGAUUUAAAGAUGUGGAAGUUGUCCGUUAUUUUUGGCACAGUUUAGAAAAGGAACUCAUUUCAAGAGGAUAUCGUUGA
This is a messenger RNA of Saccharomyces mikatae IFO 1815, 1191 nucleotides long. It is a transcript of the gene CDC73, whose product is annotated as Cdc73p. The transcript has a single exon. The record is from RefSeq and is a predicted model, not a curated record. Bases 1 to 1191 code for a protein of 396 amino acids. Gene Ontology annotation, molecular function: RNA polymerase II complex binding. Lineage: Eukaryota; Fungi; Ascomycota; Saccharomycetes; Saccharomycetales; Saccharomycetaceae. Gene Ontology annotation, cellular component: Cdc73/Paf1 complex. Gene Ontology annotation, biological process: positive regulation of transcription elongation by RNA polymerase II; transcription elongation by RNA polymerase II.